This is a messenger RNA of Carcharodon carcharias (great white shark), 905 nucleotides long. RefSeq names its product melan-A (gene mlana). Bases 151 to 504 code for a protein of 117 amino acids. Gene Ontology annotation, cellular component: melanosome. The transcript is spliced from 5 exons. The record is from RefSeq and is a predicted model, not a curated record. Lineage: Eukaryota; Metazoa; Chordata; Chondrichthyes; Lamniformes; Lamnidae.
UGAUAGUCAUGAGAACUCCGCUCAGAGGAGGAGGGAAGAAGAACAAGGAAUUAUAUGUGUAGUACCAUUGCUACUCAGUCCAGGAAUCAAGAGCUCACCAGACGUCAGCACCAGCUUCUAACACGGACGAAUUGAUACAAAACCUCAGAAAUGCCAAAAGGUGAUUACACUCUGCAAGGAAUUUUUGGUCCUGGGAGAGGUGGACCUUACCUCAAAUCAGAAGAGGCUAUUGGUAUUGCUCUCCUGGUGAUAAUCCUUGUCGUUCUAUUGAUAAUUGGAUGCUGGUUCUAUAAGAAACGUAAUGGAUACUUGAUCCUCCAGAACCGACGCUUGUCUAAUACCGCCAUGGGUUCUUUGAUAGCAAGACACCACAUCCAAGAAGGAACCCCUUUGGAGACCAAAGCUUCUCUGAAUGAUUACACUAGCUCAAAUCUGAUUCCAAAUGCUCCUCCUGCAUAUGAGAAAAUUGCUUCAGAACAAUUGCCACCAGCAUAUUCUCCAUAAAUUGUCAAUGCACAUCGAUCCAGCUUUUCAGAUGAAUCGUCAUCAUCCCAGACGCGGUUAAAUAGCAAUGUAAUCGUCAUAAAGUAGUUGCUUACAUACUGUCAUAUUUGUGUGGUGAAAUAAACCAAAAUUAAGUAAUUUGCACACUAAAUUUAGGAUUGUAUUUGGCCGUGAGAAUUCUUCAAAAAUUUCACUAGACAAAUGGCUGAUAUUUGUUGAAUUUUGUAGUUUAGUAACUGAAUUAAAUUGCAUAGGACUGGUUACAUUUUAUACACAUUAAACAUAUGCUUUAAUAUAAUUGCAAGGCUUUAUUUUACAAGUAGAAAGUAAGCACAAUGUGUGUUUACAAUCCAAACUUGAUUUCAGUGAGCUUGUCUUUCUUCAAGUAAAAUGUUGAGAUC